CAGUAGUGUUUGAAACGCGUUACAAUACGUUUCGAUGUGAAAGUGAUGAAUCAAAUGAAAUUAGAAAUAAAAUUAGCUGCACAUUGUUAGGGAUAAAUCUAAUAAAGAUAUUUUUAAAUUCGUUAAAUAUCAGGAAAGUGGAGAAAAAUAAAAAUAGAAAAAUUUUAAUAUACAAGCAUUCUAAAAGGGUACAAAAAAUUAUAUGGAGAUAUCAGCCAAGUUAAUGUUACCGAAAGUGAAUUUUGAACUUUAUUCGAUUUGAUAGACUACAUUUACGGCCACCAGAGACAUCCCGAUACUCUCCUUAAUAAUGUACAUAUAAAAAUAUAUAAAAAUUUUAAAAAGAUCCAUUAAAUUUUGGAAAAUUAUUAUUUAUUUAAUUUCUAAAAACGUAAACGAUAAAAAAAGAAAUAUAUUUAUAAUGGUUGCGAAUAUUUUUGGGUUUGAGUUGUGAUUAUGUUUUGAAGGUCUCCACAAGGUUUUCUUCAAUUGAAUAAUACUUUUUUAAAAAAAUUUUUUCGUGUUUUGUUUAUCGCAUACAAGUUUUUCACACAAAAGAAAUUUAACGUUAAUUUUGGAAACAAAGAGGAGAGGUUACCACAAGAAAUAAUGAAAUAACUAAUAAAAGGAGAGAAAAACUAAAGCAUAGAAACUUUUUAAUUUUAUGAAAAUUUUAUUAAAAAAAAACUAAAAAAAAAAAGUAUUUUACUCGUAAAAAAGUUAAACGCCAUGACUUGCUGCCGCAUUAUGUUAAUCUUAUGCUUUUUACCGUUUUUCUGCGACCCCAUCUGGUCAUUUGCUCAACUGGAUUUACCUCCUUAUGUGCAACAAAUUACACCGAAACCAGAAAUAUAUUACAAUGGUGAUAAAGUGACUACGCCUUUACAGACGCUCGGUGAUGUUGAUAGAGACCGAAGAUUUGGCCCACCCUAUGAUGAAAAAAACAGUGAAGAUGGUAGCGAUGACUUUAGGAAUGGUCAAACCUAUGAUGAAAAAAUGCGUUAUGGCUUCUACGGGGAACCAUUUAGAUCUUAUAAUUCGAAUUUUGUUGGUGGCGAUUCUCCAUUUAGCGAUAAAAGUUUGUUCGACAGCAAUCGUAAUCAUAACAAUGAUCAACAUCGCUUUAGUAAUCAUAAUUAUGAUAACAAUCCGUUCAAUUAUAAUAACAAUCGUUAUCGCAAUAAUAAUAACAAUAAUAACAACGAUAAUUUAAUACCACAGCCACCCUUAAUAAAUGCCGAAUUAUACGAUUUUAAUAAUCGUCAAAAUCCUUUCGAUCCAAAUCAGGAUCGUUUUAAUUUAAAUCAACGUUAUUUGGAUCGUCAACGUUUUCAGCAGGAUCGACGUUAUCAGAUUGAAUUGGAAAAAUUAAGAAAUCUCUUAGUUGAAACAGAUCAUCGGGGCUCGGUGGAAUGUACAAAUAAUGUGGCAGCUCAAUGGAAUUUCGAAACUAAUGUUAAUGCCUUUACCCAAACGGAAGCGCUUAAUGCUCAACAGCGCUAUGUGGAAUACCAACGUUUAGUAGCUGAGCAAUCGAAAAGUAUUAAUAAAAAUUUAAUACUCGAUCGUAAAUUAUAUCGUCAGCUUAUGUUGCAAUCAGAAGCGGGAGCUAAUGCCUUACCUCUAGACACUUUAGACAGAUAUAAUCGCUUGAUUAACGAAAUGUUGUAUAUUUACAAUGGAGCUACGAUUUGCGGCUAUCAGCAACCCUUUGCUUGUAAUCUUCGUUAUAUUCCCGAUUUAAAAGAAAUCAUGGCCAAAAGCCGUGAUUGGGAUGAGUUGCAGCAUACAUGGUUGGAAUACCAUCGGAAAGCGGGUCGAGAAAUGCGUGAUGGCUACGAGCAAUUAAUUGAUGUCAUGAAUGAAGUGGCAUAUGUCAAUAAUGUUACUAAUGCUGGCGAAUAUUGGUAUUUGCCUUAUGAAUCGGGUAACUUUCGUCAAGAUGUUGAUAUUGCUUGGGAGCAAAUUAGACCUUUGUACGACGGCUUACACGCUUAUGUCCGUCGUAAGUUGCGCGAAUACUAUGGGCCGGAAAGGAUAAAUCGUAUAGCGCCUUUGCCUUCGCAUAUUUUGGGCAACAUGUAUGCUCAAUCAUGGUCGAAUAUAUUGGACAUUAUAAUACCGUAUCCAGGAAAGAAAUUGAUAGAUAUUACUCCCAGAAUGCUCGAGCAACGUUAUACGCCGUUGUUAAUGUUUCAGUUGGCCGAGGAGUUUUUUACUUCGAUUAAUAUGAGCGCUGUUGGACCGGAAUUCUAUCAGAACUCUAUAUUUGAACAACCCGUAGAUAGGAGAGCUCUUUGCGAACCCUCGGCUUGGGAUUUCUGCAAUCGCCAUGACUUUAGGGUUAAAGUGUGUGCGGACAUUAAUCAGAAAAGUAUGAUUAGUGUACAUCAUGAAAUGGCUCAUAUACAGUACUUUUUACAGUAUCGCCAUUUACCCAAAGUCUUUAGAAAUGGAGCUAAUCCGGCUUUCCAUCAAGCCAUUGGUGACGCAGUUGGACUAUCAGUUUCCACUCCCAAGCACUUUCAAACACUAGGCUUACUUCAACGUUCUGUCGAUGAAAGCAGUUAUGAUAUCAAUUAUCUAUUUUCAAUGGCAAUUGAUAAAGUAGCAUUUCUGCCGUUCGCUUUAGCUUUGGACAAUUGGCGUUACGAUAUUUUCAGUGGUAACGCUAACAAGCAUAUGAUGAAUUGCCAUUAUUGGAAUUUAAGAGAGAAGUACAGUGGCACUAAACCACCUGUGCUACGUUCUGAGAAAGAUUUCGAUCCUGGAGCCAAAUAUCAUGUGCCAGCUAAUAUACCAUAUAUCAAAUACUUCGUUUCUACAGUAUUGCAAUUUCAAAUAUAUCGUGGCAUGUGUCGUGCAGCUGGUCAGUAUGAUGUGAAUGAUCCCCGCAAACCUUUACAUAAAUGUGAUGUUUAUCGUCACCCUGAAGCGGGCAAUUUACUAAAACAAAUUAUGUCCAAAGGGGCCUCUCAGCCCUGGCAAGAGACUUUGGAAGAAGCUUUGGGCGAGGGGCGUUUGGAUGGCAGUGCUUUACGUGAAUAUUUUGCACCCCUCGAGGAAUGGUUGCGGCUCGAGAAUUUACGUACUAAUGAAUACGUGGGCUGGAAUUAUGACGGUGAUUACUGUAAGCGUAGCAUAGAAACCGCCAAUCUACAAGUUUUUGGCGGUUAUUAUAAUGACGCCAAUCACCAGCAACAAUAUUUACAUUUCAUGAAGUUGUUAUUAAGUCAUUUAUUCAUAUUCAUGGUAUGCAAUGUCAUAUUGAAGUAAGUUUAAUUCAAAUUUUACGCAUUUUAUAAUUUUUUAAUUUUUUUUGUUAAGAAGAAAAUUUAAAA
Molecule: messenger RNA, 3341 nt
Organism: Glossina fuscipes
Lineage: Eukaryota; Metazoa; Arthropoda; Insecta; Diptera; Glossinidae
Gene: Ance-3
Product: angiotensin-converting enzyme
Exons: 10
Coding region: 730-3276 (848 amino acids)
Biological process (GO): proteolysis
Cellular component (GO): plasma membrane
Molecular function (GO): peptidyl-dipeptidase activity; metallopeptidase activity
Source: RefSeq, a predicted model, not a curated record